AAAUUGCAACCUAAUCACAUGCUUGGCGAACAUUAUUAUUUUCAGUUAUUACUUAUUUUUAACUAGCACGAUUUCCGGUACCAUAUUCACAUUUAAAAACGUUGCCACAUUCAACAUUUAAUUUGUGACUUGUUGCUUUUAGCUCCGCUUCCAUUCUUGCUUCGCAAGCUUUAAAAGUCUCCCUCUGUUUUCUCAAUUCUUACUCUCUUCUCUUUUUGAUCUCCAAUGGCCGCCAACAGAUGGUUGAAGCCUGAGGUAUACCCUCUCUUUGCCUCAGUUGGUGUGGCCGUUGGAAUUUGCGCUAUGCAACUUGUUAGGAACAUAACAACCAACCCUGAAGUCAGGGUACUAAAAGAGAAAAGAAGUGCAGGAAUUCUUGAGAAUUUUGAAGAGGGUGAGAAGUAUUCACAGCACACCGUUAGGAAGUUCGUCCGCAACAAGACGCCCCAGAUCAUGCCAUCUAUUAACAAAUUCUUCUCCGAUCCAAACUAAAAUAAUUGGCUCUAGUUUUUCAACAAAGAAGAACAAAAGAAAAGAUUCUUAACAAAUUUUUUUUCAUUUUUGGCUUUUAAUUUCCAGUGCUGUGGAUUAUUGAGAAGUAGGACACAAGGAAUUUUAUUUUAAUACGAAGCAUAUCUAUUUAUAUAAUGUACUAGUGCGGAGCAACUUGUGCUAUGCAUAGGUAUAAUGUUUCCUGUUUCAUUUUAUCUCAUUGAUUUGUGAAAUAAAAAAAAAUUAUAUAAUCUAUCUUAAACAUAUAAAA
This is a messenger RNA of Arachis stenosperma, 763 nucleotides long. RefSeq lists its product as uncharacterized. Bases 226 to 492 code for a protein of 88 amino acids. The record is from RefSeq and is a predicted model, not a curated record. The transcript has 3 exons. Lineage: Eukaryota; Viridiplantae; Streptophyta; Magnoliopsida; Fabales; Fabaceae.